UUUUAUCCGCCAGCCCAGGACGCAAAUGUCUCCACCUCACAGACACACCUCUGGAUUGUAGCAGCAGCCCCGCCGAUGGUUUGAACGGGCGUUAAAGUGCGGGAAGGGAGUGGGACAAUUACAGGAUGAGUGAGCGAUACAAGCAGAUCGGAAGUAAAGGGGCUCUACUUGUAAUGGUGCUCGUGAUCAGCGUCUGGGAUAUGACCGCGCCGACGGAAGCCACUACAGCUGCACACCACGUACGAACAGGCACCUGCGAGGUGGUGGCGUUGCAUCGCUGCUGCAACAAGAACAAAAUCGAGGAGAGGUCGCAAACUGUGAAGUGCUCCUGCUUUCCCGGGCAAGUGGCCGGCACCACCAGAGCCGCCCCGUCGUGUGUAGAUGCCUCGAUAGUGGAGCAGAAGUGGUGGUGUCAGAUGCAUCCGUGCCUUGACGGGGAGGAAUGCAAAGUUCUUCCUGAUCUGAAGGGCUGGAGCUGUGCUACAGGGAACAAGAUCAAAACGACCAAGAUUUCUGCGGACAGAGACCAGCUUUGGUAACGUCAGAUGCCAAAGCAGAGUCCAGCGGAACCAACAGUUCUGGUUGGGUCAUCAAAGGAGAGGAGAGUAAUGCAAAGGACCUUUCUGUAAAUAGAGACUUCCUUUCUUCUGGACUGCAGUUAAUCUUUGGAAAACUGUGGAUGCUUCUUCUUGAACUCUGGACAUAAAAACAAGGAGUAAAUCCUAUUGAGAGUACGGAUUAUUCGCCACUUCUUCUUGAAGGACUCCAUAUGAUUAGCCUUACCGGACA
This is a messenger RNA of Chelmon rostratus (copperband butterflyfish), 789 nucleotides long. RefSeq names its product chemokine-like protein TAFA-2. Gene Ontology annotation, molecular function: receptor ligand activity. The transcript is spliced from 6 exons. The record is from RefSeq and is a predicted model, not a curated record. The coding region runs from base 126 to 539 and encodes 137 amino acids. NCBI's taxonomy places the organism in Eukaryota, Metazoa, Chordata, Actinopteri, Chaetodontiformes, Chaetodontidae.